CAGAGGUGGUUUGCAUAACAAUUAUUUGUCCUCCGAAUUAUAUCGAAAUAGUGGGAGGAAGCUAGCUUGCAGAGGAUUGGGAGCAGUGGACUUGCAAGCAUAAAGAGGAAAUAUCCAGGUAUCUCAUAUUCCUACUACCACUGCAAAUAUAUAUCAGGUGCCCCAAGGCCUUGGAAGAGGUUGAAGAAUGCCUUUGCGUGGCAAGAAGAGAGGCAGAGGGGCAUUACCAGCUACAAAGGAACCCGAUUCUAAAGUAGCCAAAGCUGAGACCCCAAAGAAGAGAUAUGCUUCCAGCUCAGCAAAAGGCAUGACCAAAGUCCUGGCAUCAGAAAAGGAUAAGCCAGAAGGAAGCAAGAAAACUUAUAGCCACUGGCUUAUGAAAUCCGAGCCUGAGAGCAGGUUUGAAAAAGGAGUGGAUGUGAAAUUUGGCAUUGAAGACUUAAAAGCUCAGCCCAACCAGACAGCAUGCUGGGAUGGAGUCAGGAAUUAUCAGGCACGGAAUUUCCUGAAGGAUAUGAAAGUUGGCCAGGAAGCCUUUUUCUACCACAGUAACUGUAAAGAGCCUGGGAUCGCUGGCAUCGUCAAAAUAGUGCAGGAGGCCUAUCCAGAUCACACCCAGUUUGAUAAAAAAGACCCUCACUAUGAUGCGUCCAGCACCAAAGAGAAGCCCAAAUGGUUUAUGGUUGAUGUCCAGUUUGUGCGCAUGACCAAGAGGUUUAUCCCUUUGGCUGAACUGAAAGUCCAGCACCAGGCACAUAAAACCUCUGGAGGACCCUUAAAAGCAAUGUCUCUUUUCACAAGACAGAGGCUCUCUGUCCAACCCCUGACAGACGAGGAAUUUGAGUUUGUUCUGAGCCUUGAAGAGCAAAAGCCUUAAGAAAUGACUGCAAUACGCCGAUCUGGCUGAAACGUUAACAGUUUGCUUCUGGACAAUUGCUUUACAAAAUGCUAAGGGAAAGGAAGCUGAAAGUCUUUAGAACCGUAUUGUGUUAACUACUGGUUGCCUUUGUUUGAAGUUAAAUUGCAUUGUUUUCCAAAUAAAAACAUAUUUUAUCUA
Molecule: messenger RNA, 1057 nt
Organism: Anolis carolinensis (green anole)
Lineage: Eukaryota; Metazoa; Chordata; Lepidosauria; Squamata; Anolidae
Gene: thyn1
Product: thymocyte nuclear protein 1
Exons: 8
Coding region: 188-877 (229 amino acids)
Cellular component (GO): nucleus
Source: RefSeq, a predicted model, not a curated record